GCCAACCAUUCGCAGCCAAAAUUUUGACGCUCGCCGGUGUGUGAUUGCUAGUGUGAUAAGCAAGGUAUUCGGUGAACUGUGAAACGCAGUUAGUGCUUCUCGAUUCCGAAAAAGGUCCACCAGAGCCACAUAAAGCAGCGCCAAAAUGUGUGACGAUGAUGCAGGAGCAUUAGUCAUCGACAAUGGAUCCGGUAUGUGCAAGGCGGGCUUCGCUGGUGAUGAUGCCCCGCGAGCUGUCUUUCCGUCGAUUGUUGGCCGCCCGCGUCACCAGGGCGUGAUGGUCGGUAUGGGUCAAAAGGACGCGUACGUCGGUGAUGAGGCCCAAUCGAAGCGAGGUAUUCUGACACUGAAGUAUCCUAUAGAACAUGGUAUCAUCACGAACUGGGACGACAUGGAGAAGGUGUGGCAUCAUACCUUCUACAAUGAGUUACGUGUGGCGCCGGAAGAACAUCCAGUUCUGUUGACGGAAGCCCCAUUGAACCCGAAGUCCAAUCGUGAGAAGAUGACUCAGAUCAUGUUCGAAACGUUUGCUUCUCCGGCUGCUUAUGUCGCCAUCCAAGCCGUUCUGUCACUGUACGCCUCCGGUCGUACUACCGGUGUGGUUCUUGAUUCCGGAGAUGGCGUUUCCCAUACCGUCCCAAUCUAUGAAGGUUAUGCCCUGCCACAUGCCAUCCUCCGUAUGGACUUGGCCGGUCGUGAUCUGACUGACUACCUGAUGAAGAUCCUGACUGAACGUGGUUACUCUUUCACCACCACAGCUGAGCGUGAAAUCGUUCGCGAUAUCAAGGAAAAGCUGUGCUACGUCGCCCUGGACUUUGAGCAGGAAAUGCAAGCUGCCGCUGCAACCUCAUCUUCCGAAAAAUCCUAUGAACUUCCCGACGGUCAGGUCAUCACCAUUGGAAACGAACGUUUCCGUGCCCCAGAAGCAUUGUUCCAGCCUUCAUUCCUGGGAAUGGAAGCAACUGGUGUACACGAGACUGUCUACAAUUCCAUCAUGCGUUGUGAUGUGGACAUCCGUAAGGACUUGUACGCUAACAGUGUCUUGUCUGGAGGUACCACCAUGUAUCCAGGUAUUGCUGAUCGUAUGCAGAAGGAAAUCACCGCCCUCGCUCCGUCAACCAUCAAGAUCAAGAUUAUCGCUCCCCCAGAACGUAAAUACUCCGUCUGGAUCGGUGGAUCUAUUCUGGCCUCGCUGUCCACCUUCCAGACCAUGUGGAUCUCGAAGCAGGAAUACGACGAGGGUGGCCCAGGAAUCGUCCAUCGCAAGUGCUUCUAAAUGAGCAAACAUCAAAGAAAAGAUCAACUCAACAGCAUCAGCCAAACGCACGAAUGGAUUCAUCACCACCCAUCAGUUUGUACGUUAUCCAAUGUAACUGCCAUCUUGCAACACCUUAGACCAAUCGAUUGCUUUUCCAUUUGCCUAUUGCCAAACUUUGGGCAGGGCUACCUAAGAAGUGGACUCGUUUUAAUUCCAGAGGAAGAACAUUAUGCAGGAAAUUUUUCUCGUUCAUAAGCAUCAAAUAUCUCCGUGUUUUUACUUAUCUAGUGUUAGAGCAAUUCCCGCAUGAAGGCCUGUACUUAGCACCACAUUGUAGUACAUCUAUUUUUACGUUCAACUUAUUUUCAGUAAUAAAAAUGAAGGAAAAUAAACUCAA
This is a messenger RNA of Wyeomyia smithii (pitcher-plant mosquito), 1655 nucleotides long. Its product is annotated as actin, indirect flight muscle-like. The coding region runs from base 146 to 1276 and encodes 376 amino acids. NCBI's taxonomy places the organism in Eukaryota, Metazoa, Arthropoda, Insecta, Diptera, Culicidae. The transcript has 3 exons. The record is from RefSeq and is a predicted model, not a curated record. Gene Ontology annotation, biological process: mitotic cytokinesis.